AAAAAAAAAAGACUGGAUUGGGGUUCUCUUCCUCUCUCCUGCUUACUUAAGGAGAGGUGCUGAGAAACAAUGCUGUCACCAAACAGCAGGUUCCAAAGCAAGCAGAAAUCAGCAUUUAUGGAGCACCUACUGUGUGCUGAGGCUCCCUUGUGUGGUACCUCCUUGAUCUUCUGGGGUAAGGCCACGGGGGAUGAAAUCCAACAGAGUAGAGUUUGUGUCUGGGUGUGCCGUGUCCUAGCUAAGCGGGACCUUGGGUGAGCAGCUUCAGCUGCUCUCAGCCCAGCUCGCACAUCUGUAUAAGGGGUCACUCAUUAGACUCACCCCAACAGGUAGCCGAUGGAAUCAGCAUGCCCACUCCAGCCAUGGCCGAACAGCCAGGCUCUGUGCCUCGUAGUGAGGAUGGACUGGCAAGCGGCCACUGCUGGUAAAUAACCCCAGGAGCUUGGCCUCGGUGUUCCUGUUAGGGGAGGGAAGUAAGAGUCACCGCCCCAAAGCCACCAGGGUGGAUGUCCUGACUCUGCCAUGCCCUUUCCACAAAGGCCUGCAGGGGACACAGCUGAGGUCACCGCCUCUGCCUAAGGUCAAAUAUAACCAACAGCCUUUGCUCCUCCCCUGAGAACAGGGAGAAACUUGACUGGGCCAUUAAGGGGUACAAGAGGCCCCCUUGUACCUGGUUGGGUACAUUAGUGGGGUACAUUAGGCCCCCUCAUCCUGGUUGGCUAAUCAACAGGGCCCAUUUUGAUUUUUCACCCCACCCAGCCUAGAAUCUUCCAAAAACCCAGAUAAUAGUUGCUUGGGGUUCUGUGCACUUUUUAUAGAAGAGCAUUGUGUUCAUUUACAAGGGCUGCUGUAACAAAUUACUACAAACUGGGGGGUUAAAACAACAGAAAUUUAUCCUGUUGUGGUUCUGGAGGCCAAAAGUCCAAAAUCAAGGGUCGGCAGGGCCACGCUGCCUCUGCAGGCGCUGGCGGAGGACCAUUCCUUGCUUUCUUCAGCUCCUGGGGGCUGCAGCGGUUCCUCAAUCUGCAGCUGCAUCUGUCUAAGCUCCGCCUCUGUCUCCACGUGGCUGGCUUCUCUUGGUUCCUGUCUCUUCUUAUAAGGGCAAUAGUCAUUAGAUUUAGGGCCCACCCUAAUCAAGUAUAACCUUAUCUUAAUUGAAUUAAAUCUGCAAAGACCUUAUUUCCAAAUAAGGUUACAUUCUGAGGUCUAAGCGACUCAUGUUUCCUUGGUCUUGACAGCUUGCUUUUCCCAGGGCCUCAGUUUUCAUCUCUGUAAAUUGGGGAUAAUAACCGCACCUUCCCUGUGAGGUGGUUGUGAAGAUAUCACCAUGCCAAUUAAUACUAGAGACCGACUAGUCCAAGGUCUCAUUAUUUGGACUAAGAGUCUGAGACAGGGAGAGGAGCUGUGGCUUUGAAGUGGUGAUGGGCCUAGAAUCAAGGCUGGAUCUGCUGACUCCAGAAGAGUGCUCUUUCCUCUAAAACGCAGCCCUGGUCCUCCUGGCAAUUGCCUGGGAGGGUCUGAGCCUUUUAAUAAUAAAGCUAACACUUAGGGAUGUAGGGGCUAACCUUCAACUGACCCUGUGAGGCAGAGACUGCUGUAAUCCGCAUUUUACUGUUAAGGAAACCAAGGCUGGGGCAGGUUUAAGUUACGAGUCCAAGGCCACAGGCACAUCCAAGUCUACCUCUUCCUUCCCAAGCCUCCUCUGUGCCUCACUUUCUCCAUCUUUAAAAUGUCAUCUACUCUGGGUUACCAGCUUUGAGGACCCUUCUCUCCAGCAGAAUCAUGCUGAGUGUUACAUAAACCCCAGCUCGCCCAGGGUUGGGGCGGGGGUGUCUCAGCUUUCCUAUCUCCUGUCCCUGACACUACGGAGACUUGAGAUUUUUACACAGACGGGAACUGUGUGUGGGGCGGUGAGCAAGUGAGAGUGUGUGUGUGUGCAUGUGUGUGUUUGCAACAAAUAUUUUAUAAUAGACAAGCCUCGUCUGCCACUUCUAAAAGUAGUGAAAAAAAAAACCACAAAAAAAAUGCUUUGAGAAAGUAAAAAUAACCCAACGCCUGAGUCACUGAAGUCACUGAACUCAGCUGGAACCUGCUGCCUCAGGCUGUGACUGCUUCAGCUGGCCUGGGGCAGCAGGCCCGGGGCCAGAAAUUUGGGGGACGGACACCUGAGCCUUUAGGGGGCAAAUCCCAGUUGUUAGUUUGUGGGUGAACUGCCCUUCUGCCUUUUUUUUUUUAAGCUGCAAGAGGAACUGUCUCUCUAAAAUGCUUUAUCUUCUUUCUCUUUUAAAAGUGACUUGACAAUUGAUAAUUUUGCCCUGGCGAUGGACACCUUAGAGCUUUUAUUUCUUGGAGGCCAAACAUUGAUGUUGUGUGAAAUGGGAGCUUGGCGGAGCCUUUGUGCGGAUCUCAGGCUUCCUGAAAAAUUUAUUUACUGUGACUGUGAUCCGCAGGAGCGAAUUGAUGUUUAUCUAUAGUCGUUCAUGCCAGCAAGGAGGGGAAAAAUGCAUAACUGCACUUUCUUCGGAAGCCUUGCGAGGCUGUUUAAAUAAGUAUCUAAUAGUGAACUUUCAAUAGCAGACAGGCAGUUUGACGGACAGGGUACAGUGUAUUAUUAACCAUAAGCAGGCUUAAUCUUUCCCCCACGUUUUAGAGGAAGCUUUAUAACCUUCUGGCCGAGGAAUUCAUGAGAACCAGGUAUUUGAAGCUAAGCAAAAUUAUCCCGGCCGUUCCAGUGGCAGAAUCGAUAACUCUGAGAGCUGCAUGGACAAGGGGAAGCAAAGUCUGCGGCUGGGCCCAGAGUGAGCAGCUGUGGCCACCUCCUUGUGGCCGAAGGUCGGGAGAAGUGGCCGGGGACCAGGAACAGGCAGGGGGAGGCGAGGGUCCUGCCUGGAGCCUGGUUGUCCUACCAGGUGAGUAACUUCUGCUGUUGCCGGAGCUUAGAGGGCUGGCUGGCAGGGACCAGGAACAGGGAUCUCUGUCUUCCCUCUGUGCCCUGGUGGCAGCAAUGCCCAGCCUUUGGUGGCAUCCACCUUUUUAAGCAAUAGAAAUGAUUUAUGUGCUUCUUCUAUGCAUAUCUGUCUUGCCCAUUGGGCCAGAGUUUUGUGUAGCCCGGAAGCUGUCUCGUUUAACCUGGAGGUUGCACUUGAUCGCUGGGAGAAGGUAGACUCUUAGUUAUGGGAUGCUCCCCUAGUUCUGGCCCUCAUCACCUUGGCAGUAACAGAGCCAUCAGUGUCUGUCUCUCCCCCAUGGGAGGCUCAGCCACAAGAGCCCGGGGACUCAUCACCUUCCCCUCAGACUCCCUGGCACCAAGCACCUCCUGGCAUUUCUUACCAUUUGCUCAUUGUUUGUUGAAUGACUGGCUGUAGGUUUUCCUGGGAGGAAACAGCUGUGGCAGAUAAACUUGGGAUCAGGUUCUGGUCUGUUUCCCACUGUGUGUCCUCAGGCAAGUGGCCUGCCCUCUCUGAGUCUUUGUUUCCUGGUCUUUAAAAUGUGGUAAGGGGGGAAGUGACUUCACCAUUUUAAGUCUGUUUCCUUAUUUGUAAAAGAAGCAUAACAAUGCUAUCUUUGAGGCUGCGAGGUCUGGCAAGAACUGGUGUUCAGUAAGGUACAGCCGUUCUUAUUGAAACCAUUAUUCUCAAUAUUACCGUCAUUGCCAUCGCUACUUUUUCUCUCCUUGACUCAAGGGAAACUCAUAGCCUCCAUUUUAUCUGCCUUGGACACUGUCACCCCCUUUCAGUGUCUCAAAGGCAUAAUGAGGGGACAUAUGAGUGCUCUAGAGGGUCAGAAAAUGCUGAGGCUGAAGCGCUUGGCACCAGAACUGGCCUGGCACGAGCCCCCGGGAAGGGCGGCAGCUCUCACGGACCUGCUCAGUGCUGGAGCUCAGGACCUGCUCCCCACGGGACUCUGAGCCUCCUGCAGCGAGGAGGUCAGUGGGUUGACAGUGAACAUGGGGGCAAGAGGCAGUGCUGCGGGCUAGGCCAAGCCUGAGUAGAGAGACUUGUGGUGAGCGAUGGCCCCAGGGUUAUCCAUGUCACUGAGCCCUCUGUCAGCAGGGAGAACCAAGAGCUGCUGGACGCUCAGAGCGCGACAUCACCAGAGCCUGGUUCCCAUUCUCAUGGCAGCAGAGGGUCCAUAAUGGAGCCUUUCUGAGUGGGUGAAGGGGAAUCAGACCUUGGUCUCAAGUUCCCUAAGUGGCUGAGCUGAGGUUCUUUGCCUGCCAUGCUCUACCCUACCCCAUCCUUUCUUCCUGCUCCCCUAGCAGCCAUUUGGGUUUUCCCAAAUUACUGUCACAAAGGCUACCAUGCAUGGAACAGAGUGGGGAGGCCAGGCCCUGUGCUGGGUGCUUCCUGUGCAGAAUUUUGGGAGCGUUCAUUGCCUAACACCCAUUUUCCAGAUGAGGAAACUGAGGCUUACAGAGGCAAAGUCACUUGCCCAAUGCCUCACAGCAUUGCCGUUGUCCGUCCCUCUUUUCUGAUGCCUUUAUGCCCCUACUUCCUUGCUCAGCUGCGUCUCUAGCUUCCAGAAAGCAGGGGUGGCUCCACCGCUGGGUGGGCUUGUGAUUAGAGCUGGAAUUGUCCAGGAGACCUGGCCAGAGGAGGCUGGGGGACAACAGAGCUCUUGGCUGCAGAGAGUGAGUCCCUAUUGUCAAGAUGGAAUGUGUUAAAUCCUAAAAGCAGGGUCUUGUCAACUCGGUGGGCAGAGCCCAGCAUCCCUGGAGCCCUCGCGCUGGGGUCCUUCCUGUUCCUCCUUGCGCUUACCCCUCCCUGACUUCUGCAGGGGCUCCGGUCCAGAUGCACCCAGGAAGUGAUGCAUGGGGCCCAUAGACAUGUGUGCAUCACCUGAGGCAGCUGGGUGUGGCCUUGGAGCGAAGACCCACAUUGUUCUGGGCUGAGCAUGAGGGUCUCAGAUGCUCAGGUACCUGUUUUGGGGUGAUGAGCCCCAGCUUCUUCCCCGCUUCCUGUUUCAUUUCAGGGGAGGGCCUCUUCUCACUGCUCGCCCAGUGUCCCUGAGCCCCAUACCUCCAGGCUGCAGCGCCGGGAGCCGGGGAGGAAGCAGAGGAGCCUGGAUCUUCCUUUUUGGAUUUACUUACUAGAAGCAAACUAAUACAAGAGCUUAGAGCAAGGCACGAGUAGCAGAGGGAGCUUAAAAAUUAUAUUAAUCACAAGCAGCAAUAACAUACAUAUUCAUGUGUCUACUCUGGGCCGGAUCUGGGGAGCUGCUAGAUAAAUAAGAUGGACUCCUGCUCUUAAGGGGGUCACUGGGUAGGGAGACCACCCGUCACAGCACAAGAUGGCGUUUUCCACAGCAGUGGGUACCGCUCGGCAGGCGCUCGUGUCAGGAGCAGGGAAGAAGCCUCGAAGAUACUGUGGCGGGUCUCAAAGGAUACGUAUGCUAGGCAGGGAAUUAGGGUGACUAUUUUAUACCCAGGAACAGCAUUGGACCCUUGGAAAAGCGUGGGAAUUGGCACAGAGGGUGAGACCUGGGCUCUGGGGCGUUGCAAAUCAUUUUAUUGGGAUCCGGGUGCGCUUGGAGUGAUUGGUGGGGGUGAGGUCAGGUGAGGGCCUCCUGGGCCACAGUGCAGAGUUUGGAUUCCCCCUCCCCUGAGGCGUGAGGGUGAGGAUUUGAGCUAUCGGAAGCCUUUGAAGGGUUUAAGCUGGGGACAGUAGUGACAGGAUACACUUACCUUUUACGAAGAGCUCUCAGGCCUCUUUUGGGUGGAGAAGGAGGGGUGUAGGGGGAAGAGCAGAGUUGGGAGGCAGGAGCUGCUGUGGUCAUCUGGUCUUGGCAUCAGGGCUGCCCAGGAGGGGCCAGUGAGGGACAUUUCCAAGGGAGACUCGUGCCCCUGAGGACGCUGAGGGUGUAUGAGCUGCCUACUGACAUUUCUCUUCUCCAUCUCAUGUUUUAAACUGAAGGCUUGGGGAGCCCCAGUUGGCAAUGUAAUAAAGUGUUAACAGUUGGAGACGGCUGGAGGGGGCUCUGUACCCCCAAACCCAGAGCAGAGAGGAUAGGAACAGAGCAGGAUGCUGCAGGGUCUUCCUUUCCCGGUUUCUCUGCAUGAGUCCAGAGGAGAAGACGCUGAGCCGUGCCCAAGGGAUCUGACCUUGGCUGGCACAAGCUGGCUGUUCGUUUAUUCAUUCAUUUGGCAGCCGCCUGUGGGGCUUAUGCUGUGCCUAGGCAGGGGAGGCAGGGAGCCCCCAGACAGGGACAGGCCAGGAAUGAGGCAGACAGAACCAGCCCGGGAAGAGCUGUGCCCUGAGCCUGGAGCCCCAGAGGCCUCUGGAGCUGAGGAGAGAUGCUCGACAUGGCCUGAAAGGUCAAGGAAGCUUCCUAGAGGAGGCUGCCUGCAUCAUGUGGCUCAGUGACGUAGGACCUGGGCUGCCCCAUUCAUUCCACGUGGGAUCCCAGACUCCAAGGUAUGGAAUGGAGUGACUUGGAAGCUCAGACCUCAAGGGUGACCAAGUCUAGCGCUGGCAGAGGCAGGAAAGUGUGCUCAAGGUAGAGGGAACAGCCUGGGCAAAGGCUUGGAGAUGGGCUUUGUGGUAUCACUGCUCAGAGUGCUGGGACCCCUAGGCGAGCAGGGUGGAGUGAGAGCUGGGGCGGAGACGAGGUAGUGCUGCAGUUUGGGGUCCGGACCUCUGAGCUCAUAAAAAUAGCUCAGGUUGCUUCCCCAGACUGCCGUGUGGUUUCCCUUCUUCCUUAAGUCCUUGCCAAGCCCGGAUCCAGGUUGGGUUGUUGCAGGGAGGUGUGAGGUGAGACUCCAGCGUGCAGGCAGGGCGGAUUGUGGGAGGAAUGUGGGGGUGGUGAAUGGCACCCCAGUUCCUGACCAGACCCUGCAUUUGUUGGGGGCAGACCUGCCAUUUGAAGGCCACCUGCCUCGGGUGUGGUGCUCACGUUGCAGAACAGAAUUGGAUCGGCGGGGAUCCUGGCUGAGGGGAGAGACAGAAUCUCUGGGGGAACUUGGGAGAUGUUUCUCUGCCAGAUUUGGGACUCCCGAUCUCACUGACCCCCUAACUGCUUUAUCGGGGGCCACGGGGAUGGUGUAAAAUCCAGCCCAGGUAGCCAGUGGGUCCCUGGGUCAGUGCCCCUCGUGCACAGUGACCCUGUGUCUCCUUGAUGCCCAAUGCAGCCAAUGGGCAGCCCAGGCGGCGAGGUACCGUCUGGCUGUAUCGAGAGCCAAAGAGAAGGAGCUUAAUUCCGUCGCUUCCGAGCUGUCUGCGCGGCAGGAGGAGAGUGAACAUUCUCAUAAACAUUUAAUUGAACUCCGCCGGGAAUUUAAGAAAAAUGUACCUGAGGAAAUCAGAGAGAUGGUGGCUCCUGUAUUAAAAAGCUUCCAAGCCGAGGUGGUGGCCCUUAGUAAGAGAAGUCAGGAGGCGGAGGCCGCUUUUCUGAGUGUUUACAAGCAAUUAAUUGAAGCACCAGACCCCGUGCCUGUGUUCGAAGCGGUUCGCAGCCUAGACGACAACAGACUGCAGCCCCCCAGCUUCAACCCCAGUGGGCAGCCCCGGCGAGACCUCCACGCUUCGUGGAAGAGGAACCCCGAGCUCCUUGGCCCCAAAGAGCAGAGAGAGGGGACGUUGCCUGCCGGGCCCACGCUGACCGAGGGGAGCCGCCUCCCAGGCAUUCCUGGGAAAGCCCUCCUGACAGAAACCUUGCUGCAGAGAAAUGAGGCAGAGAAACAAAAGGGCCUUCAGGAAGUACAAAUCACUUUGGCGGCCAGACUGGGGGAGGCAGAGGAGAAAAUCAAAGUCCUACAUUCAGCGUUAAAGGCCACGCAGGCGGAACUGCUGGAGCUGCGGCGGAAAUACGACGAGGAGGCGGCAUCCAAGGCAGAUGAAGUCGGCCUGAUCAUGACCAACCUGGAGAAAGCCAAUCAGCGAGCAGAGGCUGCCCAGCGCGAGGUGGAAAGUCUCCGGGAACAGCUGGCCUCUGUCAACAGCUCCAUCCGCCUGGCUUGCUGCUCCCCCCAGGGGCCCAGUGGGGAUAAAGUGAACUUCACGCUGUGCUCGGGCCCUCGGCUGGAGGCAGCGCUGGCCUCCAAGGACAGGGAGAUCCUGCGGCUGCUGAAGGACGUGCAGCACCUCCAGAACUCUCUGCAGGAGCUAGAGGAGACCUCCGCCAACCAGAUCGCUGACCUGGAGCGGCAGCUCACGGCCAAGUCCGAGGCCAUAGAGAAGCUGGAAGAGAAGCUCCAGGCGCAGUCUGACUAUGAAGAAAUUAAAACGGAGCUGAGCAUCCUGAAGGCCAUGAAGCUGGCUUCCAGCACCUGCAGCCUCCCCCAGCCGUGCAUCCUGUCUCCCCAGUGCAUGGCCAAGCCCGACGACUCGCUGCUCAUGGCGAAGGAGGCCUUCUUCCCCACGCAGAAAUUCCUCCUGGAGAAGCCCAGUCUCUUGGCCAGCCCUGAGGAAGACCCUUCGGAGGACGAUUCCAUCAAGGACUCGCUGAGCACGGAGCAGUCCUACCCCUCCCCGCAGCAGCUCCCACCUCCCCCGGGGCCGGAGGAUCCCCUGUCCCCCAGCCCUGGGCAGCCCCUGCUGGGCCCUGGCCUGGGGCCCGACGGCCCUCGGACUUUCUCGCUGUCCCCCUUCCCUGGCCUGGCCCCAGGGGAGAGACCGAUGAUGCCCCCGGCCACCUUCAAGGGAGAGGCGGGCAGCCUGCUGGCAUUCCCUCCUGCCUUCUAUGGCGCCAAGCCCCCCACGGCCCCCGCCACCCCAGCCCCUGGCCCCGAGCCACCCGGGUGCCCCGAACUUGCAGACAGUGGCGGGGGCAGCACGGCCGGGGCCGGGACGGAGGAAGAGCAGCUGGACACAGCAGAGAUCGCCUUCCAGGUGAAGGAGCAGCUGCUCAAACACAACAUCGGGCAGCGGGUGUUUGGCCACUACGUGCUGGGGCUGUCGCAGGGCUCAGUCAGCGAGAUCCUGGCCCGGCCCAAGCCAUGGCGCAAGCUCACGGUGAAGGGCAAGGAGCCCUUCAUCAAGAUGAAGCAGUUCCUGUCGGAUGAGCAGAACGUGCUGGCUCUGAGGACCAUCCAGGUGCGGCAGCGAGGCAGUAUCACCCCCAGGAUCCGCACACCGGAGACGGGCUCGGACGAUGCCAUCAAAAGCAUCUUGGAGCAGGCCAAGAAGGAGAUCGAGUCACAGAAGGGGGGUGAGCCCAAGAACUUGUCGGCCCCACUGGGCAUCACCAACGGCACGGCCUCCGCCAACACCUCGGAAGAUGCCAUCAAGAACAUUCUGGAGCAAGCGCGCCGUGAGAUGCAGGCGCAGCAGCAGGCCCUGCUGGAGAUGGAGGCGGGUCCCCGUGGCCGCUCAGUGCCCCCCUCGCCCCCGGAGCGGCCCUCGCUAGUGGCCGGGAGCCAGAACGGGGCCCCGGCCCACGUCAAGCAGGAGGACGGCAGUGCGGGCGCGGGCGUCGGGGCUGCGCAGACGCCCCUCACCGUCCUGUCCCCGGCCGCCUUCGUGCAGAGCAUCAUCCGCAAAGUCAAGUCCGAGAUCGGCGACGCCGGCUACUUCGACCACCACUGGGCCUCGGACCGCGGCCUGCUCAGCCGCCCCUACGCCUCUGUGUCGCCCUCACUGUCCUCCUCCUCCUCCGGCUACUCCGGCCAGCCCAACGGGCGUGCCUGGCCUCGUGGGGACGACGCCCCAGCGGCCACUGAGGACGAGACAGCAGGGGGCGAGGAGGAGCCCCCCAGGGUGGGCGAGCCCAAGGCCGAGGGCGGCGUCCCCGAGGCGGGCGGAGGGCGGCUGGCCUACUACCCAGCCUACGUGCCGCGCACCCUGAAGCCCACCGUGCCGCCCCUGACGCCCGAGCAGUACGAGCUGUACAUGUACCGCGAGGUGGACACGCUCGAGCUGACCCGCCAGGUCAAGGAGAAGCUGGCCAAGAACGGCAUCUGCCAGCGCAUCUUCGGGGAGAAGGUGCUGGGCCUGUCACAGGGCAGCGUGAGCGACAUGCUGUCCCGGCCGAAGCCGUGGAGCAAGCUGACGCAGAAGGGGCGCGAGCCCUUCAUCCGCAUGCAGCUGUGGCUGUCGGACCAGCUGGGCCAGGCCGGGGCGCAGCAGCCCAGCGCCGCGCAGGCCAGCCCCACGGAACCAAGACCCUCACCGUCGCCACCCCCCAGUCCCACGGAGCCCGAGAAGAGCUCCCAGGAGCCCCUGAGCCUGUCACUGGAGAGCAGCAAGGAGAACCAGCAGCCGGAGGGCCGGCCCGGUGCCUCGCUGGGCGGGAAGGUGUACUCGGGCGGCCAGGCCACAGGGGGCAUCCAGGAGAUUGUGGCCAUGUCCCCAGAGCUGGACACGUACUCCAUCACCAAAAGGGUCAAAGAGGUCCUCACCGACAACAACCUAGGUCAGCGGCUGUUUGGGGAGAGCAUCCUGGGCCUCACUCAGGGCUCCGUGUCUGACCUGCUGUCCCGGCCCAAACCCUGGCACAAGCUGAGCCUGAAGGGGCGGGAGCCCUUUGUCCGCAUGCAGCUGUGGCUCAGUGACCCCCACAACGUGGAGAAGCUGCGGGACAUGAAGAAGCUGGAGAAGAAAGCCUACCUGAAACGCCGCUAUGGCCUCAUCAGCACCGGCUCGGACAGCGAGUCCCCGGCCACCCGCUCCGAGUGCCCCAGCCCCUGCCUGCAGCCGCAGGACCUGAGCCUGCUGCAGAUCAAGAAGCCGCGCGUGGUGCUGGCGCCCGAGGAGAAGGAGGCGCUGCGGAAGGCCUACCAGCUGGAGCCCUACCCCUCGCAGCAGACCAUCGAGCUGCUGUCCUUCCAGCUCAACCUCAAGACCAACACCGUCAUCAACUGGUUCCACAACUACAGGUCCCGAAUGCGCCGGGAGAUGUUGGUGGAGGGGACCCAGGACGAGCCAGACCUCGACCCGAGUGGGGGUCCUGGCAUCCUACCCCCAGGACUCUCCCACCCGGACCCUACCCCGCAGAGCCCCGACUCUGAGGCUGAGGACCAGAAGCCCACCGUGAAGGAGCUGGAGCUGCAGGGGGGCUCUGAGGAGAGCAGCACAGCCCCGGCCGCCCAGGACGCGGACCAAGUGACGAUCAAGCAGGAGCAGACGGAGGAGGACGCCGAGGAGGAGGAGGAGGUGGGCGGCCAGCCCCAGGACUUAGGGGAGCCGGACAAAGGCCACGGUCCCCCCAAAGAGGAGCAUCCAGACCCUAAGAGUGACAACGGACUCCCAAAAGUGGCCCCAGGGCCCCUCAUUCCAUGCGGAACCACCCCAGACUGCCCAUCGCUGUGUCACCCCCAGGAAAGUGAGGCCAGGGAGCGGCUUCACUCGGACCCUCUAAGUUUCAAGUCAGCCUCGGAGUCCUCACGCUGCAGCCUGGAGGUGUCACUGAACUCACCGUCGGCCGCCUCCUCACCAGGCCUCAUGAUGUCUGUGUCACCCGUGCCCUCCUCCUCAGCCCCCAUCUCCCCAUCCCCACCUGGCGCCCCCCCUGCCAAAGUGCCGAGUGCCAGCCCCACCACUGACACAGCCGGAUCCUUGCACCCCAGCGCUAAGGUGAACCCCAACUUGCAGCGGCGGCACGAGAAGAUGGCCAACCUGAACAGCAUCAUCUACCGACUGGAGAGGGCUGCCAAUCGGGAGGAGGCGCUGGAGUGGGAGUUCUGAAGGCAGGGGCGAGGGCGAGGGACAUACCCCGGUGACUCCCUCCCUUCUCUCGCUCACUCUCCACACAGGUUGGGGUGAGGGAGGGAGGAGCUCAACCAUCAAUAUGUGGACAGCAAUGUUAUGCCGUUUACGGUUUUUGUUGUCAUCCUAGUUCCAUGAAGUUGUGAGUGAACAGGUGGGCCGGAUGCCAUUGCCAGCACGCCUGCCCCAGGGAGUGCCAGGAACCCUGCUCCUUCGCCAGCCUGACCCUUCUGCAGGAGGCAGAAGCAAAAUACCGCCACAUUUUCAUCUGAAAACUCCAAACUCUUUUAGAAAAAGAAAUAAAUAUUUAUAGACCUCUUUUAGAUAUUUUAAUAAAGGAUCCUUUGGAAUUUAUUUCCAGCUGAUGCUGUUUUGAUAUUACAGAGAGUUAUAAAAUCAGGAUGCUGUCACAACUGUUACGAAGUAUACACUGAAGUUGUGUCGUUUUUUGCCACUAGAUGAGAUUAAAAGAAGACAAUUGUUCAAAGCCAUCACAAAACACUAUAAGACUGACCAAAAUUUAGAUGACCUUUGGACCGCGGUUUUCCCCACUCCUGUCUGUGAGACACAGCGCACUGCUACUGCCCUCCAGAGGCCGAGCUGGAGAGAAAGUCCGAAAGACUCUAAACGAACACCUGGAUGCCGUUGAGGACGUGUUUCAUUCUGGUGGUCUGUGUCGCACCCCUGACUGCACAGAGCGUCCCGGGCCGUUGUAAAUGUUGUAGAGAUGUGGGCUGUGGCCCGGCCGUCCCACACGCGAUGUAGCAUGGUGCAGAACAAACUGCUUACACCCCUCUAGUUAGGAACCGUGGCCGCGGAGGUCGGACAUCCAUCUUGUCCAGUGGGAGACAAGACGCGUUUCCAGAUCCUUUGAGAAGCUGGGCUUCGGGGCGGGUGCUUGGAGAGUGGCGCUCGGCCAGGGCCCCCCUUCUCUCCCCAGCCUGAGUCUCUCAGCCCGGGAAGCUUCCCUAUGGUAUGAGCAUGGGCUUUCCAGGGCAAGACGUGCUUUCCAGAGCAAGGUGGCCACUAUCUUCCCCUCCUUACUUUCUCCGAAAGUGACAGUGUCUGUCACGCCACGGACACUGAAGCUUGGCAGCCAGCGCCAAGAAGUAGGUUCAUCAGACCAGAGGCCCUGGCUCCCCUUCCCAGCACCCCCUCAAGCGGCCCGCUGCUGUUUCUGGAAGGCGCCUGCAACUCCAGCCCGUGCAGAAGCCCUGAGGCUGAGACCGUCGCGGCGCGUCCACUGCAGCUCGGCGGCCUCCAAGUCCCCUCCCACCUCCCCGCGCAUGACCUGCUGGGGCUCCGGGCUCGGCCGACUCAGAGGAGCCCCUGCUCGAGCGCCUGCUGGAGGCCCCAGGGAGGGAGCUCCCAGCGGUUGGACCGCUGCUGCCGCCGUGGUUGUUGACUCUUGCUCUCUUGCUUUUGUUGUUUUCCCAAAACCCUCCGUGGGGAGGCUGACGGGCGACUCCCUGGGAUGAAGAUGAGAAGGUCACCAGGGUGGGCGCCAGUCCCUGCCGGGAGGAGAGACAGCCGCCGCUGGGGGCUUCAGGGAUGCAACGAGCAUUUUAAAACCACAUGGGCAAAACCCAGCGACCAGAAGGGGGCAGGAAAAAAGGACUGUUCCAGAAAUCCCGACUGCCGAGCACCCGGCCCAGCCUGCCAUCUCCACACCAAACACUCAACACCACCACAAACCCCGAAGGAAAACCUCCUUUCCAGACACCCAGGCUAUGCAUUGAAGAGUUUUCCACUGUAUACAUUUUUAUCCAGAUGAAGGUAUUUUUAUAUUUUGACACUAGGAAACAGUGACCAAUUUUCAGAGCAAUCAAAUCUGGAACAAAGGAAACAUCUCCUCUUAGCCGCCACCAUGUUGCAACUGAGACGCGCGUGGGAGAGCACGCCACUUCUUACUGCUGGCUCCAACGGCGCUGAGCCCGGGCCACUCGCAGACUCCAGUCCCCAGAGAACUAAGUCUGGCUUCAGUGUGACGGGAUUUGACGAAGCACUUAGUCUAGUCUUUGGAACACAGAAAUCCUGUUGUACCUAAAGCCGCGGGCCUGUGAACAACUUUGUCAGGUUCACGUCCUAUAACGGUUUAAAAAAAAAAAAGAAAAAGAAAAAAACCCCACACAAAACCGUUUCUAUGAGAGAUUGAUGAACUUUGUUUAAAAUUUUAAAAAAAGGAACACGUUGUGUAAACGAGUCGCUAAAUACAGAAUUGUAUAAUAAU
Microcebus murinus (gray mouse lemur) is the source of this 13869-nucleotide messenger RNA. NCBI's taxonomy places the organism in Eukaryota, Metazoa, Chordata, Mammalia, Primates, Cheirogaleidae. The record is from RefSeq and is a predicted model, not a curated record.